CCCCUCCUCAUAGCUUUAAAACAUCCUGUCAAAUGGCGGCAUCGUCUCAAAAACAACUCUCAAUGCUCUUCCUAGGAUAUGUCCUUCUCGUGCUUAUUAUGCAAGAAGUGUCUCGUCCUGCUUCAUCCAAAAGCUCUCCUCUAGUGGCCUUCGCUCUUUCAGGUAGCCAAACAAGAGAUGAGGAAGUGGCGGUACUCCUAAAAUGGAACUCUAAGCUCAACAGCGAGAGUCGCUCUAUCUUGUCUUCCUGGAAUGGAAGCGACCCUUGCUCUUGGCGCGGACUCAGUUGCAAUCCUCUUGGGAGCAUCAUCAGUUUGAACCUCUCGAGCUCCGCCAUCCGUGGUACGCUUCACGAUCUUGAUUUCUCCUCAUUGCCCAACUUGGUCACCCUUAAACUUGCCAACAACUCACUCUUUGGGAACAUCCCCUCGAGCCUCGGCAAUCUUUCCAAGCUUGCUUACCUAGACUUGUCUCAAAACCACCUCUCUGGACACGUUCCGACCCAACUCGGAUCGAUGUGGUCUCUAGAAGUUCUGGAAUUUUCGUCGAACAACAUCACUAGUCCAGUCCUCGGCUCUAUAGGAAGUUUGAGUAACUUUACUGGCUUAUACCCUCAGAACAAUAAGAUCUCCGGGUUCAUCCCUCCAGAAGUAGGUAUGCUCAAAUCUCUCAAUUAUCUGUUUCUACAUAAGAACCGCAUCACCGGUCGAAUUCUUUCUUCCAUUGGAAAUAUGAGCAGCUUGAUGAAGUUAUGGCUUUUCGAUAAUGAUCUGGUCGGGUCCAUUCCAAUGGAAAUAGGGAUGUUGGAGUCUCUUAGUGAGCUUGAUUUAUCAGAAAAUUAACUCAAUGGAUCUAUCCCUCCAACUCUAGGAAAUUUGACUAAUUUAGCAUUUCUUUACUCCUAUGGAAACCAACUUUCUGGCCACAUACCUGAAGAAGUUGGAGGAAUGAGAUCCCUCAUACAUUUUCAGCUGUUAAACAAUAACCUCUCAGGAUCUAUCCCGGAAACGAUAGGGAAGUUGGGCAACUUGACCAUCCUGUUCCUCUCUGGAAACAAUAUCACCGGCCCUGUACCUUCUAGUAUCGGAAACUUAAGCAAGAUCAAUGAAUUGUACUUGCACCAAAAUAAGUUGACUGGCUCGAUUCCGAAAGAGAUGGGGAGACUGGGGCUCCUUGCUUAUCUGUCUCUAAUUGAGAAUAGCCUUGAAGGCUCUCUCCCCAUUGAGAUGAAAAAUCUCACAUCCCUUACAAGCCUACAACUCAACGAUAACCAGUUUGUCGGCCAAUUGCCACCGGAUAUAUGCAACGGUCGAGUUCUUAAAUAUUUCGGUGCUGCAAACAAUCACUUCACGGGACCGAUACCGCAAAGCCUAAAAAAUUGUACAAGUUUGUAUAGAGUUAGGCUCCAAAAUAACCUGUUAAAGGACAACAUUACUGAUGUUCUCGGCACAUACCCCUACUUGGAUUACCUUGAGUUGAGCAAUAAUGAACUUUAUGUAGAGCUUCCACCGAGAUUGGGCGAUUGGAGCAAUUUGACAAGCCUGAAAAUCUCCGACAAUAAAUUAUCGGGCAAGAUACCACCUGAUCUGGGAAAGAUGACUCAAUUGCAUGUACUGCACGUAUCUUCAAAUAAUCUUGUCGGGGAAAUUCCAAAAGAACUUGGAAAAUUACAGCCUCUGCUGGAGCUUUGGCUGGAUGGCAACCAUCUCGCCGGCUCUAUUCCUCGCGAAAUUGGAGCAUUAUCUGACCUAAAUCAAAUCAAUGUUGCGGGAAACAAGCUAAGUGGCUCAAUCCCCAGAGAACUUGGGCAGUGUUUGAACCUUCAGUAUGUAAAUUUAAGCAGAAAUAAUCUUGAGCAGAGCAUUCCGAUUGAGAUUGGCAACCUGCAUUCUCUUCAAAGUCUAAAUCUAAGUCGAAAUUUGCUUACUGGAGAUAUACCUCUACAACUUGGAACAUUGCACAGUUUGGAAACACUCAAUCUCUCACACAAUCAACUGUCUGGUUCAAUUUCACCGACUUUGGAUGCUAUGACAAGCCUGACAUAUGUUGAUGUAUCCUAUAAUGAGUUAGAGGGUCCUUUACCAAACAUUCCAGCCUUUCAUAAUGCUACAAUGGCUGCUAUAAGAGAGAACAAAGGCUUGUGCGAAAAUAUUAUGGGUCUCACGCAUUGUCCAGGGACGGAGACGAAAGGGAAAGACGGAGACAAAAAUUUGCUGCUCAUUUUACUCCCUACAUCCGGUUGCCUGCUUGCUUUGUUUCUUUUGGUGGGAGUUUCAUGCAUUAUAUACCGAAGAACAAGGCAAGGAGAGACUGACUUGAUAGAAGCGAGCAGUAAAAGUAUGCUCGAAAUAUGGAGCUAUGAUGGAAGAACGGUGUACAAGAACAUUAUUGAAGCCACCGAGGCAUUCGAUGCCAAAUAUUGCAUCGGCGUGGGAGGACAAGGGAGUGUUUAUAAGGUCAAGCUGCAAACGGGUGAGAUUGUUGCUGUUAAAAAUUUGAAUGGAGCGCCAGAUGUUGAAAUGGCUAGUUGAAAAGCAUUCGAAAGGGAGAUUCAUUCUUUGAUGGAAACCCGACACCGAAAUAUCGUCAAGCUGUAUGGCUUUUGUUCGACCUCUCGCCAUUCUUUUUUGGUUUAUGAGUUUCUUGAAUCGGGCAGCUUGGAGGAUAUUUUGAAGAGGGAACAAAGGAUAAGAAUGUUCGAUUGGAAUAAGAGAGUGAAUGUUGUUAAAGGUGUGGCUAAUGCUUUGUCCUACAGGCACCAUGAAUGCUAUCCUCCUAUAAUUCAUCGAGACAUAUCGAGCAAGAACAUUUUACUAGACGAAGAAUAUGAAGCUCACGUCUCGGACUUUGGCACUGCUAAGGUUCUAAAACAUGAUUCAUCCAACUGGACUUCAUUUGCAGGCACAUUUGGAUAUGCAGCUCCAGAACUCGCCUACACAAGGGAAGUGAACGAGAAAUACGAUGUCUAUAGUUUUGGAGUCGUAGCAAUGGAAGUGAUAAUGGGAAGACAUCCGCAAGAUCUCAUAUCAUCUCUCUUGUCCACAUCUCUACCAUCAUCGAGUGAUUCGACAAUCCCACAUUGCUCACUGAAAGAAGUUUUGGAUAAGAGGGUUCCGUACCCUGAGGGCGAUUUGCUAGGGGAAGUGGCUCUCAUGACAAAGAUCGCAUUGUCAUGCUUGAGUCCCAAAUCGGAGCAUCGUAUGAGCAUGUGACAAGUUUCUCAAGAGUUAUCAGCACAUCGUUCAUUCAUGUUAUUUUCGUUAGAGAAUAUAAUAUUGGAAGACUGAGCUAAUAUUAGAGGCUUCACUUGUUGAGCAAUUCUUGUCAUGUCUAUACAUUUGUAUUAGUUAUCAAUGUCAAAUAUCGUUCCAAUAAUAUUUCAAUGUGAUUAAAAAGUACUUUUCAUGGAAAA
Messenger RNA from Syzygium oleosum, 3412 nucleotides. RefSeq names its product MDIS1-interacting receptor like kinase 2-like. The record is from RefSeq and is a predicted model, not a curated record. Lineage: Eukaryota; Viridiplantae; Streptophyta; Magnoliopsida; Myrtales; Myrtaceae. The transcript is spliced from 2 exons. The coding region runs from base 948 to 2531 and encodes 527 amino acids. Gene Ontology annotation, molecular function: protein binding.